Molecule: messenger RNA, 4350 nt
Organism: Stegastes partitus (bicolor damselfish)
Lineage: Eukaryota; Metazoa; Chordata; Actinopteri; Pomacentridae
Gene: itpkcb
Product: inositol-trisphosphate 3-kinase Cb
Exons: 8
Coding region: 502-2556 (684 amino acids)
Biological process (GO): inositol phosphate biosynthetic process; phosphatidylinositol phosphate biosynthetic process
Cellular component (GO): cytoplasm; nucleus
Molecular function (GO): inositol hexakisphosphate kinase activity
Source: RefSeq, a predicted model, not a curated record
UUGUUGCGCUUACUUCGUAUCUACCGUCUUUCUGGUUGAAUUCGCGUUUCAGCUGUGUCUGCGUUUAACUAGCGUUACUUGGUUGAAUGCUAGUUAGCUCAUGUGUUUGGAAGUAAAUGAGCCUGAACGUUUGCUAGACCUGCCCCUGUUUUGACGAGCAUUUCCUCUUUAUUUCAACCACAUGCUGAGACACUCACACACUAGUUGAGCAGAUAAGCCGCAGACACUUCAUCCUGACACCCUGAGUAAGUCAUAAACCUCCACAUCGCUGCCAGCCUUUUAACAGCUGCUUCACACAGACCGGCGGAGAUUGGGAAAAUCACAAUGUGGAUGGAAGGAGUGGAACAAUUUAAGAUUCCCCUGGCUUAAUACAUGGAUUGUAUGACUAAUGGCUUACUGUAAAUGGUACGAGUCACGGUCUGAGUAGUUUCAUCUCUUUUCAAAAUCAAACACUGAGGGUGUGUCUGGGUCACUGCUGCUGCUACUACUACGGCAUGCAGGAUGGGCCAAACUCGCUCGGAUCUCUCGCACAGCACCGCCACCCCAGGCAGAGCGAAGUGGAAAGCGGGCGAGGCAGCCCAUCGACUCCGUAUCCGCAGAUUUAGAAGCGGAGAGAAGCCACGGAGUGACCAGCUAAACAGGAAUCCGAUGAAAAACAAAGUGCUGUCGUGUCUGGGAAGGAGAAAGCGAGACUCCAGCCAAACUGAAGAGGAUUUAGGUUGCGGAAACGCAGCUGGAGAUCCAGAAACGCGCCGCGGACACAGAGUGGGAAAGUUGCCGAGGGACGAGGUUGUGUCGGCGGUUGGGGAGCACCGAGCAGCCCCGGGUUGUUUUGAGACAGCACCCGGCCUACCGGAUGGUAGUACCGAAGCUGUACAGCACGUCGUGAACCGAGAGGCGACGGCUGGCCCGUCCGAUGCGUCUGGCUUGGAAACGCGGACCGGUGAAGUCAGCGGUGCGGGCUGCGAGGAGCGAGAGGACAAUGCCUCGGAUCCCCCGACGAGGGCCAUGGAAGAUCAGCCGCUGGGGGGAAACAACCAGGAUCGCAUUGUGUCUGAGGUCAGAGUAUUAACUGGUACCAGUCCGAGUUCAGCCCCGCUGCUCACCUCUGACCCGGACACUGAGCGGACUGUGUGCAGCUUGCCCCCGGAUCCACAUUUGGAUGGUGGGCUGUCUGUUACGAAGGAGGCUGAAAUGACAAAAACUGAGUGUAGUACCGUCUCAUGUUCGCCCAAAGCGGCCGGGGACCAAAACAACUGCUGUCCAGUUGAACCCGAGAGCCAGAAGGAGUCUGAUCAGACCCAGCAGAGUCCCACAGGAGGCCAAAGUUUUCCAGGAACUAUACCGAAGCUCAUCAUAACCAGAGACCCCAGUCCGACUCGUCCUCAGGUGACACCGGCCGUGCUGACCGUCCGGCUCAGCACCGGCUCCUGUCUGGAUCCCCAUCCGGACGACGAGUCUCCCUGCUCGGACAGCGGCUGCGGAGGGUCCCCGGCUCUGAUGCGCUCCCCGAGGAAGCUGUCCAACUCUUCCUCCAUCGGCCUGUCCUCCGCCUCGUCCUUCGAGGAGUCCGAGGACGACUUCACCAGCAGCGACAUCGAGUCCAGUCUGUCUCCGGCCCGGUCUCUGUGCAGCCCGGACGAUGGGACAGGGAACAAGUCCUGGCAGAAGCUGAAGACCAUGGUUCACUGGUCCCCUUUUGUCGUGUCCUUUAAGAAGCGUUACCCGUGGGUGCAGCUCGCUGGCCAUGCAGGUAACUUCCAGGCCGGGGAGUAUGGGCGCUUGUUGAAGCGAUACUGUGAGUGUGAGCAGCAGUGCCUACAGAAGCUGAUGAAGGACAUUCUGUGUCCUUAUGUGCCUGGAUAUUAUGGUGUAGUGCAGAGGGACGAGCAGGACUAUAACCUGAUGGAUGACCUGCUGGCUGACUUUGACUCACCCUCCAUCAUGGACUGUAAGAUGGGCAGUAGGACAUACUUAGAAGAGGAGCUGAUAAAAGCCAGAGAGCGUCCACGUUUGCGAAAGGACAUGUACGAGAAGAUGGUUGCUGUGGACCCCGGAGCCCCUACAGAGCAGGAGCGAGCUCAGCAGGGUGUCCUGAAACCACGAUACAUGCAGUGGAGGGAGACGCUCAGCUCCACCGCCACCCUGGGCUUCCGCAUCGAAGGCAUUAAGAAAGCUGAUGGAACUUGCAACACCAAUUUUAAGAAGACGAAGCACAGAGAACAAGUGAUGCAAGCCUUGGAGGACUUUGUCAAUGGCAACACUCAAAUUCUGAAACUCUACCUGCAGCGGUUGGAGGAACUCCGCUCAGUCCUUGAGCAGUCACCAUUCUUUAGGACACACGAGGUCGUGGGCAGUUCUCUUCUGUUUGUGCACGACGCCUCGGGGAAGGCCAGGGUUUGGAUGAUCGACUUUGGGAAGACGGUUCCCCUGCCGGCCCCUCGGACCCUGGAUCACAGGACUCCCUGGGUGGAGGGCAACAGGGAGGACGGCUACCUGUGGGGACUGGACAACCUCAUUGACAUCUUCAGCAGUAUGCUCCCGCAGACCUCUUGAGAGGGAGACUCAGAAAACUGCAAGAAAAGAUUGGUGGAUGUUCAGAUGGUGCAAGAAAAGGAGAGAAAAUCACAAAAACUAAGACAGAUGAGAAGAGAGCCACCAGUUUUGAUUACUUUUUUUUAAGACCCACUGCAUAAUCCAAGUCCCACUUGUACCUGUGUAAGAAAAGGAGGCAAAACAAAUGCAGGAUUUCUGUUGCAAAGUGGAAUAUGCCAAAGGCUGACUAUGUGCAUUAUGUGGUACUUGGACGCAGGUGAUACGAGCUGAAGCGAAAGGUAGAAGAAAGAAGAAGAGGGAGAAUUUAAUGCACAGUUGAAUUUUUGUCUCAUGAACUUCAGCUUAUUUCCGGAGAGUAUGGACCUCUGGCUGUCACUUUUUCCUGCUCAUCUCCCUCCUCAACGGCUCCCUCUGUUGGUUGGACGUGCUCAUAGCGGUCGUCUCUCAACCAUGAACUUGAUCCGGACGAAGAUCUUUGUACACAAUCUCCAUGGAGCAUUGAGAACUUUAUUUUUGUCAUGGACCACUUUUGAUGUUUGGUAACACUAAAACACUGGUCAAACCACGUGUUCAAUAACUCAGUGUGUAAAUACAGUUUAAUUUAAUUUUUUUUCUUGGCCUUGGUAUAACCUUCUUAACCUUGUUUGUACAAUUUCUGUGCCUGGCAUUUUAAAGACAGAGCUGUUUGAUCAUUCCAAUGCAGUGGACUCCUGCUAUUUUCCUUCCAAAGGGUUCACCCAAGUAUAAACUGAUUUACAUCUAAUCCCAAAGUGAAACUUCUGAUUUUGAUUUUUGUAUGAUAAUGCAGUGAAAUGUCUUUUAUUUUUGUGUGUACAGUAAGCAGCUUGGCAGCCAUGUUUGUCUGGAAUUUGUUGCACUAUGGAUCCUCAUGAAGCCAUUGAACAAAACAAGCGGUGCCUCUGUGUGUCUUAAGAUGGAAAGCAGCAGUGGUGUACUGGGUUUACAGCUCAACCCGAAUUUAAUUUGGUGUUGCUACUCGAUUCUCUCUGAUCAGUGUCGCAUUAGGGAGUUUUACAGUAAAACAGCCGAGUGAAGGGUGAAACUGGAAGUACCUAAUUUGCAUCAACUUGCACGUGAUCCUAAAACUGGAAAAAUCCAAACGUGACUUAUAAUUGAAAGGAUGAUGUGUGUUUAAAUACAAGCAAAUGACGUUAAAACAUGAGGACAUUGCUGUAAACCUCACUUAGCUACACUAAGCAGGAAGUUUGUGAGUUUGAAUUUUUGUAUGCAACACUGAGAGUUUACAAAGUAUCGACAUUGUUAGAUAUUAGGGCAGUGCUUGUGAGCAUGUCUGUCAUUCCUUCACUGGAAUGCAGCAGGUCUGUGAACAUGACAGUGUUCAGUCUUCCAGAUGUCCUUUUGACGGUGUCAAGCAGCACUGUUUGGAUACGUAUGUGUGCGUAGGCAGUUCAUUCAGCGCACAAAUUUCCUUCAUGAGUUCUAAGUGACAUCAUGAAACUGGAAUUUAAAGUCAGGAAUUCAGUUUUUUCAUCUCUAAAAAAACAACGUUGGGAGAGAGGAAUAAUAUAGUGUUUACAAAGUGUUCUAAUUCUUUGCCCACAAAUGCUCUAGAUUUGUAGAAAGGCAAACUAUCAGGUUUUCAAACUGGGUGCUGCUUUAUGAGCAAGAAAACUGGAUUCAGAACCACAGUUUGUAUUUUAAAGGCAGCAUGUUUUAAAGUUGCAAGACACACACAGACUGGUGGAAAAAUGCUUAUAAAUCUCUGCUUUGUCCAUUUGGUCAUGGAUUGCAAUAAACUGAAAAUAAGAGUUU